Funneliformis caledonium is the source of this 2392-nucleotide messenger RNA. NCBI's taxonomy places the organism in Eukaryota, Fungi, Glomeromycota, Glomeromycetes, Glomerales, Glomeraceae. The record is from the annotation of a GenBank genome assembly.
UACCAGGGAUGAAGAUGUAUAUGAAACUUUUAAUGUCUUAAUGAGAAGGAAGCCAAAGGAAAACAAUUUCAAAGCUGUUCUUGAAACGAUUCGCGAUUUAAUGCAAAGUGAAUUGGUGGUACCAGAUUGGUUACAUAACAUAUUCUUGGGUUAUGGUCACCCUGGUAACGCUCAUUAUUCCAUGAUGCCAAAUCGACCGAAAGAAAUUGAUUUUCGAGAUACUUUUUUAAAUUACGAACAUUUGGUUGAAAGUUUUCCUGGCAAAGAUAUUUUACCAGCUGAAGGGUUUAAAGCACCCAUUCCACCACCUUACAUCCUACAAUUUUCUGAGAAUAUUCAAAUCUCAAAAAAGAGGAAAGUUGAUGAUUCUGAAAAUAUAAACCCUUCUCAGUCUAAUGUAAACCCAGAUCAGAUAUUGGUCAAAACAUAUAGUUUACCAAAUAUGGGACCUUAUCCAUUUAAUCAGCCUAAAAAAAAUGUCAUUAAAUUUACUCCCGUACAAGUGGAAGCUAUUAAAGCAGGAACCAACCCUGGUCUUACUAUGGUCGUCGGUCCUCCAGGUACCGGUAAAACAGACGUAGCUGUUCAGAUUAUUGCCAAUCUAUAUCAUAACUUUACUGAUCAGCACACAUUAUUGGUUACACAUAGUAACCAAGCUCUGAAUCAGUUAUUUGAGAAGAUUAUGGCUCUUGAUGUUGAUGAGAGACAUUUACUUAGAUUGGGUCAUGGUGAAGAGGAACUCAAUACAGAACUGAGUUUUAGCAAAUAUGGCAGAGUCAAUUCAUUUUUGGAAAAACGUCUAUCGUUGCUUUCGGAAGUAGAUCGUCUUGCCAAAUCAUUACAGAUUGGUGGUGAAUAUGGAUAUACAUGUGAAACUGCUGGAUAUUUUUAUUUGUAUCAUGUAUUGUCGAAAUGGGAGCCUUACAUUGAUAAAUGUAGGCAAGGAUUAAUAAAUAAGAAUUUCGAUGUAGAAAAAAUAAGGAAUGAGUUCCCUUUCACCGCAUAUUUUAAUGAUGCCCCCCAACCACUAUUCCCUGAAGAUGCAAGUUAUGAAGAUACCUUAGAAAUUGCCGAGGGGUGUUUCCGUCAUAUAGAAAAAGUAUUUACAGAACUUGAGGAGAUUCGUGGAUUCGAAUUACUUAGAACUAGUUAUGAUAGAGCUAAUUAUUUAUUAACGAAGGAAGCUAAAAUUAUUGCUAUGACUUGUACUCAUGCGGCGUUAAAACGGCGCGAAUUGGUUUCUUUAGGAUUUAAAUAUGAUAACGUAGUAAUGGAAGAGGCAGCACAAAUUUUGGAAGUCGAAACAUUCAUUCCUUUGUUAUUACAAGAAACUGAAGAUGGUCGAAGUAGAUUGAAAAGAGUGAUUAUGAUUGGUGAUCAUAAUCAAUUACCACCUGUAGUGAAAAACAUGGCUUUUCAAAAAUUUGGAAACAUGGAACAAAGUUUAUUCACUAGAUUUGUUAGACUUGGUGUUCCAACCAUUGAUCUAGAUGCUCAGGGACGUGCUAGGCCCUCUAUAGCGAAAUUAUAUAAUUGGCGUUACAAAAAUUUGGGUGAUUUGUCAUCAGUAAUUGAAAAGGAUGAAUAUAAAAAUGCUAACGCUGGUUUUAUAUACGAAUACCAAUUAAUAAAUGUUGAAGAAUUUAUGGGUAAAGGUGAAAGUGAGCCUGUUCCAUAUUUCUAUCAGAAUCUUGGAGAAGCAGAAUAUGUCGUUGCAGUAUAUCAAUAUAUGCGAUUGUUGGGUUAUCCAGCUGAAAAGAUUACAAUCCUAACAACUUAUAAUGGGCAGAAAGCUUUAAUAAGGGAUGUUUUGAGCCAACGAUGUUCAUGGAAUCCUUUAUUUGGUCGCCCAGCUAAAGUUACAACAGUUGAUAAGUUUCAAGGACAACAAAAUGAUUAUAUCCUUUUAUCUCUGGUUCGUACGAAAACUGUUGGGCAUAUACGAGACGUUAGACGUCUUAUUGUGGCUAUGUCUCGUGCUAGAUUGGGUCUUUACGUAUUUUGUCGCAGGUCUAUAUUCGAAAAUUGUUAUGAAUUAGCACCUACAUUUAAUAAACUUUUGGAACGUUCAGAUAAAUUACAAUUAAAAAUUAAUGAAAUGUGGCCCUCAAAUAGAAAGUUCGAUGAUUAUAGUGAUGUAUAUGCAAUUGCAGAUGUUACACAUAUUGGAAAAUACGUAUAUCAAAUGAUGCAAGAACAAUUAGCUUUUGCAAAAGAGCAAAAGGCUAAAAUGGAAGCAGCGGAAGCAGAAGAAGCAGCAGAUUCAUUAAAUAAGAUGGAUUUUAAUAAAGAUGUAGAAGAUAAGGAGAAUGGCAUUGAGGAAAAUGAUGAAGAAAAUGAGGAAGAAAAUGAGGACGAUAACGAAGAUGGGGAAGAAAUGGACGCGGAAUGA